CAGUUGCUGCAGCAAGGAGUGUUUACAAAAUUCCGCAUGUUUCCUUGCAUUGUUUACCAGCGUCACAAGAACUGAAAACGAACGAAUUUCUUGUGCGGUGCUACUUAGAACGAUAAUGGGUAAGAAACGUCCAGCCGGUGGUGCGUCGGAGGCACAUAAUGGAGAAUACGAUUUGCCAGCCAAACACAUGAACACUAGCCACAUUCGCGCGAACGAGCGAAGGUUAAUCAUCGUACUCGAAGGAGCUCAGCUCGAGUCGGUUAAGGUUGGAGCAGCAUUUGAACUACUGAACUGUGACGAUCAUAUUAAUAUAUUGAAGAAAAAUAAUCGUGAUCCGGGAAGCUGCCGACCCGACAUCACACACCAAUCGCUUUUGAUGCUGAUGGAUUCCCCUUUGAAUAGGGCUGGAUUGUUGCAGGUAUUCAUAAAAACGGAAAAGAAUGUGCUGAUCGAAAUAGAUCCACAAACGAGAAUCCCACGAACCUUCAAACGAUUUGCUGGCCUUAUGGUACAAUUGCUUCAUAAAUUUUCGGUAAAGGCAGCGGAUUCACAGAAAAAGUUAAUGAGAAUCGUUAAAAAUCCCAUCACUAAUCAUGUGCCGGUUGGAUGCCGUAAGAUAGCGAUGUCCUACAGUGCUAAUGAGGUAAAAAACGCCAAGGAACUGGUGCCGGAGAAGAAUGAACCGAUUACUUUAGUGAUAGGGGCGUUUGCCCAUGGAAAUUUGAAUUUAGACUACACGGAAGGUGCAGUAUCAAUCAGCAACUAUCCCUUAUCGGCCGCAUUAACAUGUACAAAAGUAUGUUCCGCAUUCGAGGAAGUGUGGGGUAUAAUAUAGAACAAUAAAGCGAGACAAUUAUGUCACUGGAUUUGCUAGCCUUUUUUGUAGGCUUCAGCUCAAGUGUUUCGUGAGUGAAUAACUGAUUUUGAACGGUUUGAUCAAGUUGUCACAAAACCGGAAGUUACCCUUGCUACAUCUUUCUUUCAGUUGAUACAGUUUUGCGACGUGUACACAUAACUUAUUUCUACCAAUGGUGUCUGACCUAACUAACGAGGAAUGUUUUGCUUUAUAUCUUCUAAUUCAAGUUAUUUUCAUGUUCUUGGAUGUAUUUUCACCAUUUCGGUAAACUUUAUAGAGAUUAAAGAUUAUUUGAUGGCAUGCGAUGGAGUGGCUUUUUGAAUUCAUUUUUCAAAAACACACUAUGGGCGCUGUGAGCUUCGGCCAUAAUUUGCACCGCGAUGACAGCUGACAUCCUCGACUGUCAGUAUCUACACACCCAUUAUAUUGCAUUUCCGUCUCUGGAUCGUGACUAACUUUUUCUCGCAGAAAAGACUGGUGAAACUUUCGAUGUCUCUUUAACGGCACGCAGAUAAUCCGAAGACGGUGAAUAUCUUUCGAGGCUGAAUUUGUAUGAAAUGGGAUAUAUGCAGCUAACUAGCAUAGCGAGCCUGGUGGGAUGAGUGUGCUGGUUUAGUUGGAAAAGUAACAAAGAAGAAAAAAAACCUUGAAAAGACGCAAGUGCUAAUGAAUCGAGAGCUCGUUUGUCCCGUCCCCAACCCAUUCAUCACCACCUUCUGACGAAGUGAUUUUCAUUUGUGCAAUAGUGUUGACGAUUUUUAAUAUCGCCUACUUGAUUAGCGUAUGAUUGAAUAAAAGUUUAAAAUCUUGGAAGAGAUUAGUUACAGCAAAA
Anopheles funestus (African malaria mosquito) is the source of this 1688-nucleotide messenger RNA. Its product is annotated as ribosomal RNA small subunit methyltransferase NEP1. Gene Ontology annotation, biological process: rRNA base methylation. Bases 116 to 835 code for a protein of 239 amino acids. The transcript has 3 exons. Gene Ontology annotation, molecular function: rRNA (pseudouridine) methyltransferase activity; rRNA binding. The record is from RefSeq and is a predicted model, not a curated record. Gene Ontology annotation, cellular component: small-subunit processome; nucleolus. Lineage: Eukaryota; Metazoa; Arthropoda; Insecta; Diptera; Culicidae.